AGGGGAAUAUACGGUCGGAAAUUCCCUCCUCAACUUAUACCUUAUCAUGAUUUGACGCAUAUCAAUUAUGCUUUUGGAAACAUCAAUAAGGAAACUGGAGAGGUAUUUCUGAGUGAUACUUGGGCAGAUGUUGAGAUUCAUUACGACGGAGACGACUGGAACGAGCCCGGUAAUAAUAUGUACGGAUGUCUCAAAGCUAUCUAUCUGAUCAAAAAGCUUAAUCGGAACAUUAAAGUCUUACUAAGCAUAGGAGGUUAUACAUGGUCGGGGAACUUUAUCAAUAUCAACGACCCAGACUGGAGGAACAUCUUUGUAGAUUCUGCUGUUGGCCUCGUAGAGGAUGUAGGUUUAGACGGGUUAAUUGACUACGAGUAUCCCAAGACAGAAACUGAACACGAGGGAUACGUUUCUCUCCUACGAGAACUUAGAGCUGGACUGGAUGCUUUGGCUGAGAGCAAAGGGCGAUUGAGGGGGAUGUAUCAACUAACUAUCUCUGCUCCGUGUGGUUGGGAUAAUAUGCACAACUUGAGAGUGAGAGAGAUGAACAAGUAUCUAGACUUCUUGAAUCUCAUGGCCUACGACUUUGCCGGUCCUUGGGAUCCCAUCACAGGCCAUCAAGCUGCACUCUUCCCUUCUCACCAAAACUCACCUUCUGUCGCUACAGCUGUCAACUUCUACCUUCAAGCCGGCGUUCCUCCACACAAAUUGGUCAUAGGUAUUCCAUUGUAUGGUCGAGCGUUCGAAGGGACCGAAGGUAUUGGAAAGCCUUACAACGGUUCUGGAGAAGGAUCUUGGGAAGCAGGAAUGUGGGAUUAUAAAGCCCUCCCUUUGCCUGGUUCUCAAGUCAUAGAAGAUCGUUCACUGGGAGCUGCAUAUUCCUAUGAUCCUCACAAACGUCAUUUGGUAACGUACGACACUCCUGCUGUCGCUUGGCAGAAAGCGAGAUACAUCGCAGAGAACGGACUUGGAGGAGCCAUGUUCUGGGAACUCGAUUCUGACAAACCUGCAUCUUCAGGCGAGAGUCUUGUCAAAGUCGUCAGAGAGACUAUGGGAACGUUGGAAUGGCGUGAAAACGAGUUGGAGUAUCCACAAAGCAAAUACGACAAUUUGAGGAAUGGAAUGCAAUGA
Messenger RNA from Tremella mesenterica DSM 1558, 1128 nucleotides. RefSeq lists its product as uncharacterized. Lineage: Eukaryota; Fungi; Basidiomycota; Tremellomycetes; Tremellales; Tremellaceae. Gene Ontology annotation, cellular component: extracellular region. Gene Ontology annotation, molecular function: chitin binding; chitinase activity. The record is from RefSeq and is a predicted model, not a curated record. Gene Ontology annotation, biological process: carbohydrate metabolic process; chitin catabolic process. The transcript is spliced from 11 exons. The annotation marks the transcript as partial.